Molecule: messenger RNA, 2834 nt
Organism: Solanum tuberosum (potato)
Lineage: Eukaryota; Viridiplantae; Streptophyta; Magnoliopsida; Solanales; Solanaceae
Product: probable leucine-rich repeat receptor-like protein kinase At1g35710
Exons: 1
Biological process (GO): protein phosphorylation
Molecular function (GO): protein kinase activity; ATP binding; protein binding
Source: RefSeq, a predicted model, not a curated record
GUUUUACAAGCUCAGAAAUAAAUGCCAUUGACUCAGCAAGACUUAAAGUGGUUCACUACAAUAUAAAACUAUACUCAUCAAUAGCCAAAACAAACAACUGAAAUCUUUUAGCUUUCAAGAUGGUUCCCAAAAUAUUUUGUUUCCUUCAGCUUUUCACUCUCUUCACUGUUACUUUUGCUUCCACUGAGGAAGCAACUGCUCUCCUCAAAUGGAAAGCAACUUUUCAAAACCAGAAUAAUUCCUUAUUGGCUUCAUGGACACUAAGUGUUGGUGCAUGCACGGAUUGGUAUGGAGUUAUAUGUUUUAAUGGUCAGAUAAACAGGUUGAAUAUUACUAAUGCUGGUGUCAUUGGUACACUCCAUGAUUUUCCAUUUUCAUCUCUACCAUUUCUUGAAUAUGUUGAUCUUAGCAUGAACCAGCUCUCUGGUAUUAUACCCCCUGAAAUAGGAAACCUCACUAAUCUUGUCUAUCUUGACUUGUCGUCUAAUCAGUUUUCAGGCAAAAUCCCAUCACAGAUUGGCUCACUGUCAAAGGUUGAGAACCUCUUCAUCAUUAAUAACCAUUUAAAUGGUUUCAUUCCUGUUGAAAUAGGGAGACUGAAAUCACUUGAGAUUUUAGGCUUACAGAAUAACAGUCUUUCUGGUCUAAUUCCAAGAACUCUAGGUGGCUUAACUCAGCUCAAAAUUUUGUGGCUUUAUUCUAACCAACUUUCUGGUCUCAUUUCUAGUGAGUUGGGGAAUCUGAAAAACAUCAAUGACCUAGAUUUAUCUAAUAAUAAGCUUACUGGUUCAAUUCCAAUUACUUUAGGUGACUUAACUGAGCUCAAAAUUUUGUACCUUUAUUCUAACCAACUUUCUGGUCUCAUUCCUAGUCAGUUGGGAAAUUUGAAAAACCUCAAUGAUCUGGAACUAAGCAAUAAUCAACUUACUGGUUCAAUUCCAAUUACUUUAGGUGACUUAACUGAGCUCAAAAUUUUGUACCUUCAUUCUAACCAACUUUCUGGUCUCAUUCCUAGUGAGUUGGGGAAUUUGAAAAACCUCAAUGAUCUGGAACUAUGCACUAAUCAACUUACUGGUUCAAUUCCAUUUACUUUAGGUGACUUAACUGAGCUCAAAAUUUUGUACCUUCAUUCUAACCAACUUUCUGGUCUCAUUCCUAGUCAGUUGGGGAAUUUGAAAAACCUCACUGAUCUGGAACUAUCCCAUAAUAAUCUUACUGGUUCAAUUCCAAUUACUUUAGGUGACUUAAUUGAGCUCAAAAUUUUGUACCUUCAUUCUAACCAACUUUCUGGUCUCAUUCCUAGUCAGUUGGGGAAUUUUAAAAACCUCAAUAGGGUGGUUUUAUCCUAUAAUCAGCUUACUGGUCCUGUUCCUGUUUCCUUUGGCAAUUUGAGAAACUUGCAGAUACUAAAUCUCGAUGCCAACAAACUUUCAGGUUCUAUUCCAAAAGAAUUUGCAUAUUUGGAUAACUUGGUUUCAUUAUCAAUGAGUUACAAUCACUUUUCAGGCCAUUUGCCAGAGUGGCUUUGCAAAGGUGGGAAACUUGAGAUUUUCACGGUGGAUAAUAACAGGCUUACAGGGCCAAUCCCAAGAAGCUUGAGCAAGUGCUCGAGUUUCAAAAGGGUUCGCUUCAAUAACAACAACUUUACUGGGAAUUUAUCUGAAGCUUUUGGCAUCCAUCCAGAGCUUCGGUUCAUUGAUUUGAGCGACAAUGAUUUUCAUGGUGAACUCAGCAGUAACUGGGGAAAAUGCAAAAAAUUAAUUGAUUUGCGUGUAGCCAGAAAUAACAUUAGUGGUUGCAUACCACCAGAGAUUGGAAAUGUCAAAGGGCUUUUAGGACUUGAUCUUUCAUCUAAUCAUUUGAUUGGGCAGAUUCCAAAGGAAUUUGGAAAAUUAACCUCUCUGGUUAAGCUUUCUGUGCAGAACAACAAUAUCUCUGGAUAUAUACCGGAGGAACUUGGGUCACUGACAAAGUUAGAGUCCCUCGAUCUAUCAUCCAACAGAUUGAAUGGAUCAAUCCCGAAGUGUAUAGGAGAUUUUGUGCACUUGUUUCAGUUGAACCUGAGCAACAACAAGUUUGGCCAGAAUAUUCCAAAGGAUAUAGGAAGGAUAACUCAGCUUAAUGUACUUGAUUUGAGCUACAAUCUUCUGGUUGGAGAUAUACCCCCUCAGUUAGCCAAUUUGAAGGUCUUGGUAAACUUAAAUCUUUCCCACAAUGGCCUAUCUGGAUGCAUUCCCAAAGAACUUGAAAGUUCAACUGGUUUGCAUGAUGUCGUUUUGUCAUACAAUGAGUUGGAAGGUCCAAUCCCUAAUAAUAAAGCUUUUAUCAAUGCCUCAUUGGAGGGUAAUAAAGGUCUUUGCGGCAAUGUAGCAGGACUCCAUCCCUGCGAAAUGUCGUCUUCUGUGGUGAAGAGGCACUCAAUGGCGAAGGGACGUAAACUCAUCCUCAUCACUGUACUUCCUGUUAUGGGAGCACUGGUACUGCUCUGUGUUUUCAUUGGUGUUCUCUUUAUGUGUAAUAAAAGGAGGAGAGUUAGAGAAGUUGAAAGAAGGGAUGGUGAUGGUUGGCUUUCGAUAUCCAUGUUAGAUGGGAAGGAAUUGUACAGGGACAUCUUAAACGCCACAGAAGAGUUUGAUGCAAAAUUUUGCAUUGGGCGAGGAGGUCACGGAAGUGUUUACAAGGUAAACCUUCCAUCAUUAGGGAAUAUUGCUGUGAAGAGACUUCAUUCUUCAUUUCAGAAUACACAUCCCAAAAGCUUCAUCAAUGAAGUAAGGGCAUUGACUGGGAUUAAGCACCGAAACAUUGUGAACCUCUACGGCUAUUGUUCGAAAGCA